This is a messenger RNA of Oreochromis niloticus (Nile tilapia), 5743 nucleotides long. RefSeq names its product homeobox protein engrailed-2b. The transcript has 4 exons. The record is from RefSeq and is a predicted model, not a curated record. Gene Ontology annotation, molecular function: DNA-binding transcription factor activity, RNA polymerase II-specific; RNA polymerase II cis-regulatory region sequence-specific DNA binding. Gene Ontology annotation, cellular component: nucleus. The coding region runs from base 1095 to 1889 and encodes 264 amino acids. Lineage: Eukaryota; Metazoa; Chordata; Actinopteri; Cichliformes; Cichlidae. Gene Ontology annotation, biological process: regulation of transcription by RNA polymerase II; multicellular organism development; neuron differentiation.
CUGGUGUGCGACUGGACUGGAAUGGCAACACAGGUAGAAGACGAUGAUGACAUGGAUUUAGGAGAUUGGACGCCGGUUCAUAGUGGGAAAGGGGCAAGGAGAGGGAGAAGAGGAAGAGAGGAUGAAAGUAUGAACUCAGUGUGUGCUGCGUGCUUUUUCUUCUGCAGAGGAGCCCUUAAAAUUAAAAGAGCAACAGAGCAAGACCAUCCUUUGUCAGUCAGCACUGCUGUGAACUCAUGCAGGACCAAGCAACUGUCUAAGAUGCCAAGCUCCCCUAGAGCUCAGGAGGCCCAUCAGUCUGGCCUGUGGGCUUCUUUCACACUGGUUUUAUCCAUGGCACAAUGAUCAGGAGGAUUAAAGUGGUAAAUGAUAGCAAAAAGCCUGCUCACAGCUUUUGAGGAUGCUGUCAGAGGCCAAAGGGGAAGACACAGAGCUAAGUAGAGCUGGACGAGCUGAGCGGAGGAUGAGGAGAGUGUCCAGAGGUCAAACGGAACCUGCAAACAUUCAGAGAAGUGGAAUUUUCCGCUGGAGCCUGAAUGCACCGUAAAGUGACUGAGUGGAUUGGAUUAAUUUGCGCCUCCCGGGAAUUCCGGAACCUCACAUGACACCAACUCUCUGUCUCUAUUGGUCGGAGGCACGUGUCUGAACGAUCCGUAGUACAACGUCAUCGCAGUGUCUCGCAGCCAAUCAGAAAUGAAAACCAAAAAUCAGUAGUGAAAGUAUUUGAGCGGCGUCUUGAUGAGCGCACUUGGAGCUGCUGGAGCGUCAGUAAUUGUGUGCAGGGAGCAAGAAAAUCAAAAGAGUGAUUUAACAAAGCAAACAAACGAAAUGGAGUUUUAUGAGAUUCAAAGUGACGCAGGUGAGCUGCAGGUCGAGGAGUGAGGAGCACAAACUGAAGCAUGUUUUUUUUUUUUCCUUUGUCAUAUUCCCCACAGGAGUGUUUGCACAGAAAACAAUACAAACUACUGCGCCACGCUCCAACUCGCUCUUCUCGCUGCGGCGACAAAUAUAGAUAUUAACUGAUAAUAAAGUGAUAUUGGAGUCACUACGCUGUGGAAGGGAGCAGGUGCUGAAGCUGGUCAGGCUUCAUCAGAAUGGAAAGAAAUGCUCGCCGAGACCCAGAGCGCCCACGGGACUCCGGGGAGCAGUCCAACCGGGCCAUCCUGCCCCUCUUGCAGCCACCUGGCAACCAACAGUCUCACAGGAUCACUAACUUUUACAUCGACAACAUUUUAAGGCCGGACUUCGGCCUGAAGAGGAAGGAUGGAGCUCCGGAUCGGCAGGGAGACGCUCUUGGAGUGCUCAUACAAAGAGAGGAGCUGACAGGGAGAAAGCCUCCCAAAAGUGCUAACCCUCGGCAGGGUGGAGCCGGAGGCAAAGAAGAGGAGAACCCGGGAGAGAAUGAAGACCAGCAUCCGGACACUGACGCCAGGAGGCCCGGCGUGGUGGCCCGUGAUGUGGCGGCUAAUGACCGCUGCCGCAGCCCUCAGGCCAGCACUGCCACAGCGGCCAAGCCGAUGCUGUGGCCAGCUUGGGUGUAUUGUACUCGCUACUCGGACCGUCCGUCAUCAGGGCCCAGAUCUCGCAAACCAAAGAAAGCGCCGACCCCGAGUAAAGAGGACAAACGGCCCCGGACGGCCUUCACCGCGGAGCAGCUCCAGCGGUUAAAAACAGAGUUCCAGAACAACCGCUACCUGACCGAACAACGGAGGCAGAGCCUGGCCCGGGACCUCGGUCUCAACGAGUCUCAGAUCAAAAUCUGGUUUCAGAACAAGCGUGCCAAAAUCAAGAAGGCCUCCGGGAAUAAAAACUCUCUGGCGCUGCAUCUCAUGGCGCAGGGACUGUACAACCACUCGACAGCCAAGGACGCCAAGUCGGACAGCGACUAGAGGAUGACAGUUGACUCUCUGAACAUGCAAUAAAAUCACCAGCAUUCAUAUUUCAAUUCAACACACAGACACACAGCCACAAUAACGUGACAUUUGUCAGUCUUCUCUCUCUCCCUGUUUGUGAGAGAGAUAUUAUGGGUGUAUACUGUGUACUCAGGGCUGUAGAUAUGACGAGGCCCAGCUCAAGUCAAGAUGGAGCCGCAUUCAUGUCACAGCCAAAAUCUCCACCGUUUUCUCUCGUUGGAGCCUAAAACCGCGACCAAUGUGGCAUUCAGGGUCCAACGGAAAUAUCUGCGGACGACUGCGAACAAAUAAUAUUAAUGCUGCUCUGUUAAAAUUGACCGAGAAGACAUAUAAUAAAUUUCAGUCUCAUCGAAGUAUGGGAUAAAAUAUCUUUAGGUAGAAUCAAAAUAAAUAAAUAAACGACUUUAAGAACUACUUUUAAAACAGUUAAGUGUACUCCGCAGCUUGAAUUAGUUUAAAGUCGCUGGCAGACCUCUGUUACUGUGACCUGGCUGCAGGCUGGGGAUUCCACUCAGAUGGAAACCCGGAACAAACAGGGUCAGAGGUGUUCGGACAACAGCUGAGGAGCCAUGUUCCUGGUUUAGUAGGUGACAGCGUCAUGUGACACAUCCUACCUGCGUGCCUGCUACACUUCAUCGUGCCCACAUGAGAUUUCGAAUCGUGGAUUUAAAAAAAAAUAAAAAUUAACAAACCAUGUGUAACAGUGAUCGCGCUGCAGUGUGGCCUAACUGCCCGCACAGAAAAAGCAGAGCCGAUAGAACUUUGAUAUUGUGGGCCUGCAGAGGAGGAAAAUGGCCCCAACUGCAGCCGAAACCACGACGGGCUCGAGAGAAGGUGAUCACGCGAUCAAGCAUCACGCGCACUGCAGCCCCGUCUGAAAACUCUGAGCUAAUAUCCAAAGAUUUCUUUCUGUUGCAUUCCGGGAACUGUGGCGUGGACAAACGGUCAGCUGUGUUCUCCCUGUCUUACUGUACUUUCUGACCACGGUGCUCAUUUUCUUCAGCGCCUCUUGCUUCCUCUUUGCUCUUGCUUUGUCAUGCCGAUACGGAAUGUGAGAACUCAUGCUAUGUCUGGAAUUAAAGGUGUGCUUUAAAUCUGGUGACCAGUGUUUAGUAGCAAAAUUGCUCUCAGAUAUCAGCCAGUAGAUGCACACCAAAAUGAACACAACCCGUUUUGAAUUUUCUGAUUUUAGCGAUUAUUAUUAUUAUUAUUAUUAUUAUUAUUAUUAUUAUUAUUAUUAUUAUUAUUUUAACUUUCUCCCGAAAGCCAACGACAUUUCGAAAAAUAAACUAUCGCCUUAAAAAGCCAGUAGACCAUAGUUAAAAUUUCCAUUCAUAUCAAACCGCAUCAUCCUGUGGCAGGCCUCCACGCAACCCGAGAAUGUUCAAGAACACACUUCCUGUUGUUGUUAACGAAGAUACUUUGUACUCUUAUUUUUAAAUGCAAUAAACAUUCAGCCGCGCGCUGGUGUUUACAUAACUUAUUUUUCCUGCAAUAAUUUUUCUGUUUGAACACCUUUGCCGACUCCGAACCAAAUCGUAUUGUUACGAUGCAGUGAAUGUUUGGACUUCUUUCUUAUUUUAUGUUAAAGCCUCAGUCAUAUUUUCUGGGAUUGAGUUAGGCACCUGGAAAAGUUUCUGCCUUAAAGUAUUACGGUGUUAAAAGAGCGGCUGUUUUCUAUGUGGCAAAUGGGAUUUUUUCAAAUCGAUAUUUUUAAAGAUGAAAUAUUAGUGUUUUUCCCUCUCAUCCGAGGCUUUCUUUUAUAUACAACAUGUAAAUAAUUUAUAUUAUAAUGGUGUCAUUGUAAAUAAACGACAACAAUGCAGACUUGACUUUUAAGAUAUUUUUAUUUUACAACACGAAAUUCAUCAAAAAGACAAAAGAAAAAAAAACGAAGGAAAAAACUAACUUUUAAAAAAUGAAAUGUGUUGAUACUGAUUAGGAUGACAUAAUGAGAGAGCAACAGGGAGGACACCUGCGGUCUGCACACAAAGUUACACGCUCAACACGUCUGCACCUCUAGUCAAAACCUGGGUGUUCAUUUCGUAAAAUGUUUGCAUUUUACCGUAAUCUGCUCCACUUACUACAUUGGUCCUGUUCAGGCUCUGAAUGUCAGCCACAGCAUGUCAGAUAGAAUCAUCGCCAAAAGCUCUUUAUCACAAUCUCGAUUUUAGCUGAUAGUUGUGGUCCACUUUUAUUACAAAGAGCACAUUAAACGAAAAAAAAGCUAAUCUGAAGAAGUUAUUUUUCUGUUCCUUUAAAACGUAUCUCCAGGAUUGGUGUUUUCCAGACAAACCUUCUAAACCUCCUAAAAAUGUAUUGUUUUAAUUUUGAGUUUGUUGACCCGAUGAUUGCAAGCUUUUCACACAACAGCCCUCAGUAGAAUGACAUAACAUUUAAGGCCAUGGGCUAGGGUCAGGAUAACAAUUUAGAGGGCAGAGGGGUGUCUUCAUCAUGGAGAGAUUUAAUAUUUGUAAAUUCAUUUGAGACUUUUAUUUUAAAAUAAAAAACAGUUCCAUAUUUGACAUAACCCAUAUGGAGCACGCUCCAUGUAGUUGGAAAUAAACUAUACAUAAUUAGCCUAGGCAUUUUUGGGAUACAAAAUCAGCCCAUGUGACAGAACAGUUUCAAAAACUCUCAUCUCCAAUCACAUCAUUGUGAUUGAUAUUGUAGCCCUUAUGACAUUAAACUAAUGGAAAUCAUGAACACACCCAAGAAACUAUUCAUCACGCAUAUAUCAUUUUAUUUACAGACACACACACACACACACAUAAAGAAAUCAUUUACACUCAGUUUCCUUAUUUCAGUUGUGACCACGUGUGACAGAAUGCAACGAAGCGUGUUCACCAUGAACAUGAUUUCAAAUUCCCUCAGCUGCAGUUUGGGAAGGAAGGGGACAGCAGUAACUGAGACAUGCAGUCACUUCCAAAACCCUCUUGCCUUUCUAUUUGGUGCCUGACAACACUAAACAGUGACAUAUCUGCCAGGCUUGCACGCAAAACUUAACGUGGGAAAAUCUGAACCAGAUUAGUUGACCAUCUUUAUUCUUUGAUCUUCAGGACCGCUGCAUAGCUGCAUGUACAUGGUUUCCCUCACAUCUUCAUUAUAAUGUGUAAUUCAGGAUAAUUUGCAAUUUGCACACCAACAAUAUUUGAAAUUCAAUUUAAAAUAAGAGCAGAAGAGACUGACAAGAGACAGAGGAAUGAUAUGAGAAUAAAAAGGUCAUUAUUUCAGCUAAAACAAAUCAUUGAGUUAUGGAUUGUCCUUUUGCAAGACACACACUGAAAAAUAAGCCAGUCUCAAAUAAGGAGCGUAAUUCUGAAUAAUACCUGUUGUUAAUUUGAGUUUUCAUUCACAAGAAAAUGAUUCCAGAGAUUUUUCAUUUCAAUCCAUAUCUAAGUAUUAGGUAUCAGUAGAAACCAAGCGUUCCUGUGUUGUACAAAUUAGGGUAAACCAGUAGAAAAGCAACAGCCAAAAUUAUCUGCAAAUUCAGAGCACUUCUUCCUGUUCUCAACUGGUCCACCAGCCAAAGAGUACACUGAUAGCAUCACUGAAAUCUUACAAACAUGUUUAUGUCUGAGGGCAGUUUACCUGAACAUCGGUGCAUGGUAAGAAAAAUCAAACAGAGAAGCAGAAUAAAAUGUGGAGAGCAGAGGGAGAUCCAUUAACCAAAAGCCAGAGAUUUGUCUGAGAUGCGUUCACUGGCAGCAGCAGCAACAGUGACCUGGGGUUUUUGAAUGGCUGCAGAAGCCCUCAUCUACAUUUCCUUUCUUAGCUGGCUUGUAUGUGGAAGUAACGCCCAACGGUCUCUGACUUGAUGAGCAGAGCUA